Molecule: messenger RNA, 1209 nt
Organism: Anisakis simplex (herring worm)
Lineage: Eukaryota; Metazoa; Nematoda; Chromadorea; Rhabditida; Anisakidae
Source: the annotation of a GenBank genome assembly
AUGACAAUUUCUUAUACAGGCAAUUUUUGUCGUUUGUUGAUGAGGUGGAAAGGAAGUAUAUGGCGAUUAGUUUGGAGAGAGCUUGCUAUUUUCCUUUUUCUUUACUAUACGAUACGAUUGUUCUAUACACAAGUACUAACCAGGCUUGAUGAUGAUGAUGCCGAAAAAUACAGAAGGAUAUUCGAGCAAGUGGCAUUGAUGUUCGAUGAUUAUACAAGAUUACUGCCGUUAACAUUUCUUUUGGGCUUUUACGUUUCAAACGUCGUCUCCAGAUGGUGGCGUCAAUUCGAGUCGUUAGCGUGGCCCGAAGAUAUGCUUUCGGUGCUAUGCACAGUGAUUCCUGGAAAGGAUGAAAACAGUCAGCGUCGUAGGCAUACAAUCGCACGUUAUGCCAACUUAACUGCAGCACUUGCUUGGCGUGAGAUAUCAAGCAAAAUUCGAAGACGUUUCCCAACACUGCAUCAUAUAGUCGACAGUGGUUUAAUGACUGAAAGUGAACUUGAACUUCUUAACGCAAUUAGUAGUGAAGCGAAAAGUGUACGUUGGUUGACUCCAUUACAUUGGAUUCAACAGAUACUUAGUGAAGAAAUCAAAGAACACGCGCCAAUGGCAUCAUUAACGAAUCAUUUCGUUCAAGAACUCAAGCAGUACCGAUCCUCAUUUCGAAAAUUAUUUUGUCACGACUGGGUUUGUGUGCCACUCGUAUAUACCCAAGUUGCUGCACUCGCAACUUAUGCUUAUUUUGGUUUCUGCCUUAUGGGACGACAGUUUCUCGAUCCUCACAAGAAAUAUAAACGCUACGAAAUCGAUUUUGUGGUUCCAAUAUUCACCAUUGUCCAAUUUCUCUUCUUUGUUGGAUGGUUCAAGGUGGGUCAAGAAUUGAUGCGACCGUUCGGCAUGGAUGAUGACGAUAUCGAAUUGGACUACAUAUUCGAGAGAAAUGUGACCAUAUCGUUUGCAAUUGUUAAUACUCUACAAAUGAACGAUCACGUACCAUUAGAAGAUGAUACGUUUUGGUUGAGUAAGCAUCAAGGUAAAGCGCAGUCAAUUCCGUAUACCGGUCUUGCGUGCAAGACCAGACAACAUCGUCCGAUAAGACACGUGCGUUCUUAUCAACCGAUUAAGCAUGAUGUCGAGGAGGGAAAUACCCGCUGUGGAGCUAUAAUCAAAAAAUGGAGAGGAUACGACCGUAACGGUGCCCGCACUUAA